Molecule: messenger RNA, 462 nt
Organism: Hippopotamus amphibius kiboko
Lineage: Eukaryota; Metazoa; Chordata; Mammalia; Artiodactyla; Hippopotamidae
Product: coiled-coil-helix-coiled-coil-helix domain-containing protein 2-like
Exons: 1
Coding region: 1-462 (153 amino acids)
Biological process (GO): positive regulation of transcription by RNA polymerase II; mitochondrion organization
Cellular component (GO): nucleus; mitochondrion
Molecular function (GO): sequence-specific DNA binding
Source: RefSeq, a predicted model, not a curated record
AUGCCUCAUGGAAGCCGAAGCCACAGUUCCCGCGUGGCCCCUCCGGCCAGCUGGGCACCUCAGAUGAGAGCUGUACCCAGGCCAGCGCCCGCCGCUCAGUCACCAGCAGCGGCUCCCCCUUCAGCUGUUGGCUCCCUUGCUGCUGCUCCCCGGCAGCCAGGUCUGAUGGCCCAGAUGGCAACCACUGCAGCGGGCGUGGCUGCGGGUUCUGCCGUCGGCCACACCCUGGGUCAUGCCAUCACCGGGGGCUUCAGUGGAGGAAGUAAUGCUGAGCCCUCAAGGCCCGACAUCACUUACCUGGAGCCUCAGGGAACCCAGCCUGCACAGCAGCAGCAAAAUGGCCUGUGCUUUUUUGAGGUGAGACAGUUUGUGGAGUGUGCCCAGACCCAGGGUGACCUUAAGCUUUGUGAGGGUUUCAGCGAGGUGCGGAAACAGUGCAGAUUGGCAAACGGAUUAGCGUAA